AUGGAUUUAUACGAUAGACCUGAUCUAAGCAUUGAAAAACAAUUUGCGUUGAUUUCGAAGUUAAUUUCUGAUGGAGACUACAAGACUUGCUAUCAAAUUUUAAAUACCAUAGAAUGUACCAAGGACAUAUUGUUAGGUAUAGGAGCUUUGGUUGUUGAAGGUACUUUUAAUACCUUGGAAGAUGCUGGGAAGAAAGAUCCAAUACAUGCUGGGCUGGAUGAGUUUGAUGAUUUAGGUAGAUUAAUAAGUGUGCUUCCAGAGACGGCUCCUGAAAUUUCUGAUUGGCUAGUGCAGCAUUUGGUGAAAUACAUGUUUGACAAGCCUGAGUUUUCAGGAAAAAUUACAUCGUUGUUUGGCUGUUCAUUACCAGAAUCAGCUACCGUCUUGAACAUGGAUGUUAUUUUUAAUUUUAUAUCUGCUGUUACUCUGAAUCAAUCAGCAGAAAUUUCAGAUGAUCCACGUAAAAGCAUAUUAGGGUCAAAAGAUUUGCAAAAAUUACUCAUUUUGCUUCAUGCUUGUGAUGAUGAGUCGAUAUCUAACAGAGCGUCUUUGAGUUUUAGGUGGAAUAUGGGUCUUGUGGUUGCCAAUUGUUCAGCGGAUGUUCUUUUUGAUGAAUUUGUCUGGUCCUUCGUUCCAACAAUGCUACUAGACAAUCGUAAAGCUUCAACGUAUAAAAAUGCAUUAAAGUUUUGGUUGAGGUAUCUAAUGAAUGGGACCUUUUCUAGACACUUAUUGAAUUUCAUGAAGUCUGACGGUUACUGGCAUAGUCUCCAAAUGGUACUGGAAAGUACCAUUCACGAACAUAGGAAAAUUGGUCUGUCUCUUCUUAAAUUGACUUUGCAGAACCUUCCACAUGACGUUUGGUUCAAAAAUAAGCUGAUAGCAUGGGAAGCUACUGAUACAAAGGUUCAAUUGGAGGCUUGGAAAAGAUUCGUCACAUUCUAUGAAAUUAUGGCUUUGGAUACUGCCCUGAAUCAAUUAGAAGCAGCAGCAGCAGACAUUUUGGAAUUGUUCAAAGAUCCAUCUAUACCACCCUCCUGGGGUGUUCUUUUAUUUUCAACAGGUAUGAAAUCUACCAUGGAGUCUGUAAGGCGCUACUCACUAAAACUGAUGCUUUGCGUUAAAGAUAGAUCAGUAUUUUGGUAUAACCCUGCUGCUUUAAGGUAUACUUUCAUGGUGAUAGCAAUGCAAGCUUCCAACUUUGACGUUUCUAAGGAUAAGUGUACAUAUGGCGAAGAACUUUCUCAGUUUGUUAAAGAUAUAUUGGUUUCAGAUUCUCACGAAUAUAGUAUUAGUGAUAGAAUUACGCUCAUACUACGCGUAAUUUGGCUUGACAGACCUUCUUUUGAUCCUGCAAAGAUCUACGUUGCCUUUGGACUGCUGAAAAUGCUAAUUGAAACUCAGUUUUGCAUUUUAAACCGUGAACACAUCAGCUUGAUUCAGAAUAUUUUAAAAAUGGAAGCCCAAGAUACAGUUUUCAAUACAACUUUACAAGCAAUAUGGCUAGAAAUUUUAAUGUUCACUGAUAUCUCUGAUACGGAUAUGCUACCAUUAUUUACAGCUUUUGAAAUACAUGUGUCGAUUUGCGGCUACAAUCUGAUUAUUCCAUUAUUCAACAAAUACAAAUACAAAUUUCCAAAAUACGAUCCCAUUAUUUUGAAUAACUGUGAUUCAGUCUUGGUGUAUCUAAUGUAUGGUGUUAUUCCAAGCGAUGUCAACAGAGCAUUUUUGUUGAAACUGGCUAAAGUAGAUAUUGAUCAUUCCCCGUUCUCAGAAGCAUACCAAAGCUGUCUACAAGAUUUUAUCUCCGGACCUUCAAUUGGAGAAUCUAGUAUUGAUUUUGAAACAUACGAUAAAAAUUUUGACGAUCUUUCCUAUGAGAAGGCGUAUGCUAUUGUAUCCUUUGAUGCCAUACCGGUCACUACCUAUAAGGUGCUUAAUCUGUCAUCUUUGUUUGAGUUCAUCAAAACCUCCUUUGAUCUGAGAAAACUUAAGUUAUUUUCCAGCUUGUAUCGCAACACUGUUCUAUCAGGAAACAAUUUGCUAAUUGUGCCCAUCGAAGAUAUAUAUAUCUUAUAUGAUACAAUCAAGAGAUCUUUGAAGGAUGGCAAUAAACAUGCUCGAAUCAAGGAUAAUGCGUAUGGAGCUUUUUUCAAUAUAUGCCAUUCCGUCGUCAGAUUAAAUAGUAAUGAUAUGGUCAAGUUAUUUUCUAUGAAUGGAAUAGUGGAUCAAAUAGUUAAACUAGCAUCCAAGAAUUUUUUCUCUGAUAAUGAUGAUUAUAUUGGGAAUUCAUCAAUUGUAUCAUUGUUUGAAUAUGUUUUUGAUUUAUUAGAAGUUGCAGACCCAGAUGAGGAGACCAAAUACUAUUUUUGCACUAAAAUCCUGAAAACACUGGAGGCAAUAUGGUGUUCUGUGUGUUCUUAUAGACUUAUUUUGAACCAAAGAGAUCUUCAUAUUGGAAUUAUUAGAACAACUUUCCAUCCAGUAGCGUUAAUUUUGGCUUAUGAUGAAACUGAAAUUUCUGAAAUCCUGCUAUCAUGUGGUAAAAACUUUAUUGAGCAAGCAUUUUCACGGCGUGCAUUUUUACCAUGUUUAACAAAUAGAAUAAAGCGUUUCAUUCAGACCUAUAAUGAUUUUAUCCCUAAGGAGCGCAAAUGGCUUACAGAUAUACUGGUAGCAUCGUUUUCCCACCAACAGGAAUAUGUCAAUAUUUUUACAAUAAAACCUGUUAUAGCCAAUUUAUUCGAUAGGAACUUCACUAGUUUACAGAUCAAAAACGGCCUAUAUGAAUAUGUUUACGGACCGGAGGAAGUCUCGACAAAGAUAAAUGUAAUUUCAUCAUUACUUUGCAGUUCAGAUGAUUUUAGACAUACUUUUUGUGUUCAGUUACUCACGAACGAUUCUAAUAUUGUAAAGCCAAAGAAGAAAACUGAUGGUCAAGAAGAAAUUCAAAGAGUGGCUAAAUGGCAAUUGUUAUUAUUAUCGAAACUUCUAGGGACAUUUAAAUUAACGAACAAUGUUAUAAAAUACAUUUUACCAUGCCUUGUGGAAGAAAGCUCCCCAUUGGUGAGAAUAUACGCGGAAUGGCUGGUUGCUCUAGAAUUGUGCGAAAAUUUCACUGAUGAGCAUCCAUCACAGAUAGAACAGAUUUUAUUCAAUCUUAUGGAAGACGAUAGAAGACCUGUCGUGGUUGUAAGUGCGGAAAAGGUAUGCUAUAUUGCAUUAAGGGCAUUGGAGAAAAACAACAACUCAGGCCGUUUACUAAGAAGAAUUUUAACUAUGUUAAUUCCAAACUGUGCAUCAAACAAACCUCUAAUUAGGCACUUUUCAAAUUCGCUGAUAUUAUGCUUGUGGCCUGAAUUUAAUUCUAUGAUUUCAGAUGAUACUUUGAGAUCGAUCAUAAAGAACUUGUACAUAAAUGCACAAAAGACCGCAAUAAAGGGCCAGUAUAGAUCAGGCGAUGCAAUAAUUUGGAGCAUAAAUGAUGACUGCAGCUUAACUAAUAUAUUUGGAGGUAUAAUCAUGAAGGUGACUGAUCAUCAAGUGCCAUAUAUUUCAAGAUCUCAAUUCGAAAACUAUUUAGACAAUCCGUCUAACUUACUGGUUGGUGAAGAUGAAAAUGAUAAAUGGUUAUUAAAAAGGGUCACCUCUACUAGUUCAAAUUCUCCGAAUAUCCAACAAAAAAAUUCCCCAUUACAAACAAAGAGUGGUGCGUGGGAAACUAUUCUAGAUAUAGAUAAAAAAGAUACAUCUGUAUCUGUAAAGCGCUCUGAGUUGAUCGUAGUAGCCUCUCUCGUGGAUAAACCUCCGAAUCUCGGUGGCAUAUGCAGAUUAUGUGACGUCUUAGGUGUUGGACUUUUAACGGUACAAGAUAUUCGUGUCAAAAACCAUCCGCAAUUUAAAAAUGUUGCUGUGACUGCUGACCACUGGAUGCCCAUGGAAGAAGUUCAAGUAGAGUGUAUCAUUGACUUUAUGAAGCAGAAAAAAUCCGAAGGAUAUACUUUAAUAGGACUGGAACAAACAGACCAAUCAGUACAACUAGAUCACAACUAUAGUUUCCCCACAAAGUCGUUGAUUUUGCUGGGUACAGAAGCUGAAGGUAUUCCAGGGCAUCUCCUCAGUGAAUUAGAUCUGUGUUUGGAAAUUAAACAGUCAGGAAUUAUCAGAUCUAUGAACAUUCAAACGGCCACUGCUGUUGUAGUACACUCAUACUCUGCCCAACACAUCUAA
Eremothecium cymbalariae DBVPG#7215 is the source of this 4230-nucleotide messenger RNA. RefSeq names its product tRNA (guanosine(18)-2'-O)-methyltransferase (gene TRM3). Bases 1 to 4230 code for a protein of 1409 amino acids. Gene Ontology annotation, molecular function: tRNA (guanine) methyltransferase activity; RNA binding. Gene Ontology annotation, biological process: tRNA methylation. The transcript has a single exon. The record is from RefSeq and is a predicted model, not a curated record. Lineage: Eukaryota; Fungi; Ascomycota; Saccharomycetes; Saccharomycetales; Saccharomycetaceae.